Molecule: messenger RNA, 1487 nt
Organism: Tarenaya hassleriana
Lineage: Eukaryota; Viridiplantae; Streptophyta; Magnoliopsida; Brassicales; Cleomaceae
Product: sorting nexin 1
Exons: 10
Coding region: 32-1264 (410 amino acids)
Cellular component (GO): endosome
Molecular function (GO): phosphatidylinositol binding
Source: RefSeq, a predicted model, not a curated record
CUUCGAUCUCGCGAUUCGUUUCGUGAGAAUCAUGGAACAGCAGAGGAACUCGGUGGGGGCGACGCUGAGCCCUAGAUCUCCGUCAUCGCAACCGUAUUUAUCAGUUUCCGUCACAGAUCCUGUGAAAUUGGGCAAUGGCGUACAAGCUUACAUCUCUUACAGAGUCAUCACCAAGACCAAUUUUCCGGAGUAUCAAGGGCCGGAGAAAAUCGUUAUCCGGCGUUACAGUGAUUUCGUAUGGUUGCGGGAUCGUCUCUUUGAGAAAUACAAGGGCAUUUUCAUUCCUCCGCUCCCCGAGAAGAGUGCUGUAGAGAAAUUCCGUUUCAGUGCCGAAUUUAUAGAAAUGAGGCGGCAAGCGCUGGAUGUAUUCAUCAACCGUAUAGCUUCACAUCCUGAGCUUCAGCAGAGUGAGGAUCUUAGGACCUUUUUGCAGGCAGAUGAAGAGACGAUGGAAAGAUUCAGAUCUCAGGAAACUGGUAUCUUCAAGAAGAAGCCUUCUGAUCUAAUGCAAAUUUUCAAGGAUGUGCAAACCAAAGUGAGUGAUGUUGUCUUAGGAAAGGAGAAGCCGGUCGAAGAAUCCACUCCUGAAUAUGAGAAACUUAAACAUUACAUUUUUGAGCUCGAGAACCACUUGGCUGAGGCACAGAAGCAUGCAUUUCGUCUCGUUAAGAGACAUAGAGAGUUGGGUCAGUCACUGUCGGAUUUUGGCAAGGCGGUGAAACUUCUCGGGGCUUGUGAAGGAGAACCUACAGGAAAAGCAUUUUCUGAUCUGGGGACUAAAUCUGAAUUGCUAUCUAUUAAGCUCCAGAAAGAGGCUCAUCAAGUCCUAAUGAAUUUUGAGGAACCCUUGAAGGACUACGUUCGUUCUGUACAAUCCAUUAAGGCCACAAUAGCAGAGAGAGCCAUUGUUUUCCGGCAACACUGUGAACUGGCGGAAACAACAAAGUUAAAGGAAAUAAAUCUCGACAAACUCAUGCUGACACGGUCUGAUAAAGUGGGAGAAGCCGAGGUUGAAUACAGAGGGUUGAAAGCGGAAAGCGAGGAAGCAACUAGAAGGUUCGAGACGAUAGUGAAGAGGAUGAAUGAAGAGAUGGUGAGGUUCCAGGAAGAGAAGACGGAAGAGAUGGGAGUGGCGUUCCAUGAGUUUGCGAAAGGGCAAGCACGUCUGGCUAACAGCGUGGCCGAUGCCUGGAGAGGCCUUCUCCCGAAACUCGAGUCUUGCUCUUCUUCUUCUCCUGCUGUUGCAAGAAGCAAAGAGCCCUAACUUACUUUUUGCAAGAAAUAAGAAGAAGAAAACGUGUAGAAUCUCAGUUUGCCUCCUUGCUUGGUUGUUACUCUUUAACUUUGUCUAUUUACACUUGAAAGAAUCUGAGAGAUCAGUCAGUCCUCGUCUUGUGCAGAAGAUGGCGUCUUCUUUUGGUAAUAAGAACAUCCAAUAAAAAGAGUCUUCUUGUAAAAAUGGGUUUGUUUUAUUUUAAAAAUAACCA